CUCAUAUCAUUCUCACCCAAUCAGAGAGCGAGUGUUGGUAUCGUAUACAACCAAUCAUAUUUUAUCUGACCUUCAAAUCGUAUGACAAACGAUUUAAAUAUUUAAAUCUUUCCAUGUACAUUUAUGUAUAUUAGCCAUUUGUUAUUGAGUGGAUUAUUACAGGAUGACGGUCAUUCCUCUCGUACCAGAUAGUAUCCCAAUAUUGGAUAUACGUAUAUUAGAUGGUAAUGAUCAAGAAAAUAUAUGGAAAAUAUUGAAAUCCGUUUUCCCUAAUUGGUCAAAAGAAUAUACAAAAAUGAAACCAUUAGAAGAAGGAUUAUCUAAUAUAGUUCUACGUUUUGAUCAUGAUAAUAAAAUAGAUGAACCUAAAACUAUUCUUAUGAGAAUUCGUACAAGAUUAGCCGAUUUUAUUGUUAAUAGAUGGGAUGAAAUAAAACAUAUGCAUUUGUUACAUGAACUUGGUGGUGAACAAAAAUUAUAUGCAGUUUUUCAAAAUGGUUUAGUUUAUUCAUUUAUUAAAGGAUCAACUAUAAGUGUGGAUAAAUUUUCAGUGCCAAAGUAUAGCGAAUUGAUAAUUGAACAAGUGGCUAGAUUGCAUAGUUUACCAACUCGAGAAACUAUGCUACGUUUAUUCCCUAGUGAAGUAAAUGAUUCAUCAAAACUUUAUACAAAACCUGUACUUUUUCCAACAAUACGAAAAUGGAUUGAAAAAUUACCAACUGGCUAUAAUAAUGAUAAACAAAAAUUUGAAAGACUUAAAAAUGAAUUUCCUUCAAAAACAGUCCUCUUGAAUGAAGUGGCAUAUUUAGAGAAAUUACUUAAAAAUCCCAUUUCCCCAGUUGUCCUAUGUCAUAAUGACUUAUUAGCUGGAAAUAUUGUCAUGCCUCCGGAUGAAAAAUCAGUCCACUUUAUUGAUUUUGAAUAUUGUGGAUUUAAUCAUGCAGCAUUUGAUAUUGGGAAUCAUUUCUGUGAAUUUGCCGGUAUCAAUGUUGUCAAUUUUGAUAAUUAUCCAACAAAAGAAUAUCAGCGUAUGUGGAUAAGUAAAUAUUUAAAAGCAAAAAAUCAUUAUGAAAAAAAAUUCAAUCAACAAACGGAAGUUAUUCAUAAUGGAUAUUCCACUACUCCUAUAAUGAUCAAUUCACAUUCGAAUCAUAUGGAUCAAGAUCAUAACAAUAGUAGUAAUAAUAAUAAUAAUUGCGAAAAUGAAAGUUUACUUGAGAAAUGGUUGAUUGAAGUGAAUAAUUUCGCUCUGGUAAGUAUUAUAUAGAUAUAGAUAUAUAUGCGGAUUGGUAAUAGAAAUAUACUUCAUUUGGUAUUGUUGUUUACUUGGAACUUCCCAUUGAUGUUUAAGACUGCAAUUGAUCAGUCUCUCUUAUUGGUAUAUGUGCAUCCUGUACGGAUUGACUCGAUAUUGCUUGAAUUCGCAAGCAUUAUAAGCAAAGAUGGAUAGUGGCUAGCAGUGGAAUCCAGUUUGACGCGCAUUUCGUCCUGUUUGGGACUUGUCAGCUAGAUGUACCUGCAUCCCAUUACACAAGCAAGUGGCUAUCAGGACUCUGUAGCUAAGUGGAUAACGUGAUGGAAUUCUGGGUUCGAGUCCCAGAGUGAAUGUCAACUCUAAGAUGGAGGUACAUCCGACUGACGAGUCCCAAACAGGACGAAACGUGCGUCCUGGACUCUACUGCUAGCCACUAUCCAUCUUUGCAUAUAAUAAAUAUACUUUAUUAAAAUCUAGUAAUAGUCAUUUACCUUGCCAAAGAAAUCGAUUAGAGAGAGUAUUCAGUAAGAUCAAGAGCAACAUAUAGGAUCUUAAGGUGUGUGACCUCACUAUAGUAUUUUCUACGAAUAAUUGAUAUCUCUGGACAGACUACUUCUUUACAUUGAAAAAAAGAUCAAUGAGUGUCAGUUCCAAAGUAGUGCACCGGCAGUAAGGUCAUAAAAACAUGGAGCUCUUAUAUCGAAACUAUUGACAAAAAGACUAUUCAAUCAACCUCAAGCAGAUAUCGUUUAGGUUCUGCGAUUACGCUCCAAGGUCGGCAUGACCAUUAUGAACUCAAUUUUCUUCUCACUUAUUUCAAGAAGUAUUCAUUUGGGAAGUGAUAAUUACUGACUCCACUCAAACUCUUCUUGAUUUUUUUAAGUAAUACUUUUGUGUUAAUUGAUGAAUAACCUCGAGAUGGAUUUCUGAAAAUCUUAUUGAGAAGUCCAUAGCCUAAGGAGUCCGUCAACUUGAAAGUGAAAUCAUGUAGACCUGUGAAUUUCAACUCAAUGGUUUGAAGAUGAGUCAUGCCGGAUGUAAGACACAUCGAUUUUAAGUUAAAUCCUUGAUGGGAUUGUAGGGGCUUACUGAAUAGCCACUCCUAAACAUUAACGAGACGGUUGCCCAGUUCUCUGGUUUCUAAUAUUCUUUCUACUUUAUAUCAGUUUUAGAAUUUUGUGUAAUGAUCUUGGUAUGCUCAAUGAUCCGAACGUUAGAUAUGCAAGGGAAUUUGUCUUGAAAACAGUCAACGUCCUUUACAUAACAGGCUGCUUAACAUAACCAGUCAUAACCCUAGAAGUGCUACAGGUGGAGUUCAAAUGAUUUUUUUUGUUUAGCGUAUUCUGUGAACUGGACGAUUUAAUCGUGAAGCUUUCCAGUAUUUUUCUUGUCAAGAACAUUAUCAGCACAUAUUGUUAGAUGGUGGUUGAAGGUAGUCAACAGGAAACCCUUGACCCGGAUUUCGUGCUACUUGGCACUCGUCAGCAAGGUGUACCUGUAAUCUUAAGGGAACUAGUGCUCCCUGACGAAUUCGAUAGCAUUCGAUCUGCACUAAGAAAGACUUGACACACAUAACAUUGAUCAAUACCCAGUGAUCAAUCAAUUAUGAUCAGCACAUACUAUAUUAAGAAGUAAGUUAUUAACAUUAAAAUAAAUAACGACCAACUUACCUAUAUACAACCAAAUUCUAGGUUAACAGAACACAAGCAAUCAGUUAAUUGUGACGAAAUCCAAAUAACUUCCUUCUUAACGAACUGUGUACUGAUAAUGUUCUUGACAUUGAAAACUUCACGAAUAAAUCUUCCACAUCAGAGAACUAAACACCUUCAAAAUCUUCAUCAGGAGCUACAAAUAUUCUUCAUUAUCAUCUUAGUCAUAACUUGUUGUUAGUGAAAGAUACUGUCGGAAAUAAUAGUGUAAUGAAUUAAUCUUUAUAGCUUGUCACUAAUGAACUUCUAACUUCUGUCUAAUUCAAUCAAGAUCCAAGUGCUCACAACGUCUGGAUAGAGAGUGGUGUUUUAUUUUCUAAGAUUUUUGUGUUAUACAAACAUUCUCUUUCUGUAUCCAACUGUCUCUUUUGUUUGUUAAUAAUUAGUGAGUUUAAAGAAAUGUCAGUAGUAUAGAAAAUGGAUAAGGUUGGAGACUUCCUACAGAUCUCUUGAACAAUCAGGAUGAAGAUAGGAAAGUGUGUUAUACUGUCAUAGAUGUGACGUAUUUCUAUGGUGUGUAAAAUUUUUUAAAAUUAACUCACUCACCAAGUAUAUUGGGUAUGAGCCACAGUGUAAGUGUGAAAGCUAAUGAUAGUAACCAAUUUCUUGAACCGAGGUAAGUGACUACCCUUAACGUUUGAUCCACCAGGGUGCCAGGUACCUAUGUGGUUGCGCCAAGGGAUUGAGCUGUACUAUUCAGACUGUAGCGUUAAAGCCUAGAUGGUGUAUAGUUCUGCUGUGAAGCGGGAUUGAGCUGUAUUGCUCGGGUUAUAAAGUCUAGGCCUAGAUGGUGUCUGGUUCUCCUGAAAACGGUAUUGAGUCGUACCAUUUGGGCUAAAAAUUUUAAGCCUGUGUGGUGUCUGGCUGUACUGUUUAGGUUGUCAGGUGAAAGUCUGGAUGGUGUCUGGUACUCUCGAAAACCAAUGUCAAAUUACCCUGGCCCACAAGGGUAUAUUAUAUAACUAUGAACCCUAAACUUUGUCAAAUAGCCUUUUUUAUUAGAUCAGUUUGGUUAUUCAUGGAAUAUAUUUACUUAUAAAUAUCACGGUAUGUGUUAAUAUCUAAUUGUUUCUUGAUUAUUUCGUCAUUUACACAGUCCGCUCACUUGUUCUGGGGUGUUUGGGCAGUAAUAUUAUCGGUUCAAGAACAGACGAAAUUCGAUUAUUUAUCAUAUGGUAUCUCUCGUAUCAAUCAGUAUUACGCAAUGAAAAAUCAUCUUCUUACAAUGAAUUCAUAAACAAAUUCUUUAUGCAAUAAUUGAAUCAAAUAAAACUUGUCACCAUGUCUAUACAUAAACAUAAUCAAUACUAUGACUACUACUACUACUAUUACUACCACCACCACCAUCAUCACCGUAAAUGUGAAAUUCACUUGGUGAUAUUACUUCAUCAAUUCUAUUCAAUAAAUAAAGUCUAUAUGUGUAUAUCAAUUGGAUCAUAUAUGAUGGAGUUUAUUUUAAAGAGAAUCAAACUGUGAUUCAUAUUUCCAAUCAUCAAGUCUAAUUUCUAAUCAGUUCAUUAAUCAAUCGAUUGCAAUGUAUUCCGUUCUCCUUUAUUUGUUUGUUUGUUUAUUUUCUUUUUAUUGAUCUCAUUCCUCUUUUUUUCUCUUCUUUUCUUCAUAAUGUUUUGACUAAAAAAUUGGCCGAUAGACAAAAAUAGUAUGUUGAAUGUUGUAAUCUAUGAAUUAUAAUGCUUUUAAAGGGUUAUUUAUUUCAACACAUGAAUAUUGAUACAAGAGGGCACCAAAUAUAUAUAUGCGCCACAUCAUAUUUGUGUGUGUGUGUGUGUGGGCUGUGAUACUGCCCGGGUGCCCAGACCGAAGCAAGUGGUUUUCUUAGGGGGCCACACCCCGAGCCUUUGACCUAAAGAUCUAAUCCAGAAGGUAGGCAGUGGAGCAUCGUGAGGAGAUGCACUCCUAUGGUAUCCGGUGACCAAGAAAUUGGUUCAUGCGCCAUUUGUUCCUUCAGGAUACGGGAGCCCAUGUACACCAUUGAUUUGGUUUGGGAUCCGGUUAAAACACCGGAUAUUCGCUUUUCGUCCUCUCAAUUUCGUAAACAACACCCGUUGUGCGAGAAGGCAGUGAGUAGGACUUCCCUGGCAGAGGCUGUAUACGCAUGGGAAAGAGCAAUUCGUUUAUGAAUGAUGAUAAAAGAAAACGAAUAGUGAUAGUUUCCAAGCAACUAGUCAGUAAUAAAUCAAGAUAGAGCGUUAGCUCAAUUCGUUAUCAUAAGAUGGAUGGUAAACGAGUCGAAAUAAUCAUAUUAUCAAUUGUAAUGCGAAAAUCUGAACACUGAGAAUACAAGAACAGAGUGAAAAGGGGGAUAUUGGAAUUCAAAAUCGAGAGGAAGAUAGAAAUUAAAUGCAUCUACGCUAUUUCGGCUGAUUGUGUAUGAAUAGUGUUAUUGUUUGUCUGUAAUCACUGAUCAUAAUGAUCGCACAGACCCCAAACAUGUACUAUGUAUCUACAAAUUUUUUAAGGUAUUUUGACAACUGAUAUCUAUUUUGAUUCAUCUUGUUAACUAGUUCAACGUUCUACAGUUCCGAUGAACUAAGACCACGAAGUUUAUGAUUCUAUACAUCAUUGGAGGUUAAAUCUUCAUUGAUGGAUGUUUUCAUUUGUCAGUUUGUUCAUCAUGUAGCUUUUAAUUCCGACAUAUCAUAAAUGGUUGGUCGUUAUUGAAAAAUUGGUCGACUAUGUUCAACACUUAAUGAUUAAAAAUCUAGUAUUUGAACGAAGAAUAUUCUUUUCGAUAAAUUCUCUUCAGGUUCUACAAUUCAAUAUAUCCAAAUUAAUAAACCGAUAAAUGGUCAGGUUAAGGACAAAGUACAUCGUUUAAAGCAUGUGAAUUUAGGAUUGUGACAAACAGGGUACAUCCAGCUGAUGAGUCCCAAAUAGGACGAAACGCGCGUCAAACUGGAUUCCACUGCUAGCCACUAUCCAUCAUUGCCUACAAUAAAAUUGCUAAUGUUAAUAUGACUCAUAUAGAAUGUUAACUUGAAUCGGCGUAUAUGUUAAGUGAAAUUUUCUAAGAUCCAUGAUCAGAAUAAAUAUGGGUCAAAUAGAGUGAGACAGAAAUAGUAGUGCAAAUACAAUUCGAUCAAAUAAGUAAGACGAAAUACGGAGGGAUAAAUGUGAACUGAAUGAAUCAUGUAUAGGGGAGAUUAAUGAUGUUUAACCAAUAGUAAUAAUAAUGAUAAUAAUACAAAGAUUUAUGAAUAAAGAUAACAGGGACAAUUACAAUUGACUACGAAAGGUCAUAGUCAAAUUAGGUCAUUCAAUAGUUAAGAUUACGAUUGAUUAAUUGGCCUUGAUGUUGGCCAAGGGAGGAGGAGUGGCUGAAUAUAUUUCUUCUGUACGCAUAGCUCCGGUUUCUUCAUCCGGAUGGCUAUUGCUUCAGCCGUUUGAAGGACUUUCAGUCUGACCAGUUUUGGCAAAAAUUACUGACGUUAUAAAUAAUUGAAAAAGGUGUUGGUUUAUACUGGCAGUAUGACCGGUUUGUACUAAAUGGGCCAAUAUUGAGCUGUUCACUUUCUCCAUCAAACCUCUGUUUAACCACGCUGGAAGGUGUUCACGAGCACGAAAAUGUAAAUUCUUAGAACUUCGACCGAUAUAACUCACUCCACAGGAGCAGUCGAACUGAUAAAUACAAAAUGAGGUGGUCAUUCUUCUUUUAGCCUCGGUGUAACCAUUGGGCGCGUAGAAAAUACUAAUCGCAGUUCUCCGGCGUUAAAAGACUUUUGUAUUGUCCUACGUAACCUCUGAAUUAAUAUUUUACUAGCCGCAUCCCCUCUGAAUUGUAGACGCAUGAACAGGAAUUUCUUCACUGUUUGUAUUUCGCCUUCGUGACCAUAUAUUUAAUUAUAAACUUCCUAGGGUAGCCGUUCUCCCUGAGAGUAUUAUGCAAGGCGUUAAGCUCUUGUUCAACUAUAUCAGCAGAACAUAUAGUGCGAAUACGGUAACUAAGGUUUUUGAUCAAGUUUCGUUUGUACUGUAGAGGUACAAAGCUCAGGAAAUUCGUAUACUGCCCAAUCCAUGUACAUUUUCUGUUUAAGUUCCUUUUUAACGAUCCAUCCGCUCUCUUAGUCAAGAGAACGUCCAAAAAGGCUAUUCGGCCAUCACUCUCUUCUUCAGAUGUAAACUGAAUGGCUGGAUGCACUUCAUUAAAUCGCUUAAGAACCUCUUGCGGCGACGUAUUAUCUUUACAGAGGAUGAACGUGUCAUCCAUGUAUCUACAGUAAAAUGUGAAGUUUUGAAUAAUCUUUUUAGUGGACCAUUUUCUUGUUUGGCUGGAAAAAUAUAAACUAGUAUAGGGCCUAGUGGUGAACCCAUUGCAACACCAUCUAUUUGUCUAUAUAUUUCACCAUUGAACUUGAAGUUCACAUUCAUAGUGCACUUGAGUAAUAACUCUUUCACGACAUGAAUAGGAACAGUAGUUUCAAUUUCAUUUUCAAUCAACUGUUCACCUAUAUAUUCUACAGUCUCUAUGAGUGGGACGUUUGUGAAUAACGAUGUUACAUCUAAUGACAUCAUCUUCAGUCCCACCGUAUUUGCAUUUUUGAUUUUAUCAACAAAUUGGAAUACAUCCUUAACACUAUAUUUUACAAACUUUUCGUGUAGAGGUUUUAAUACAGUUACCAACCAUUUAGCUAUAGUAUGGUAAGGAGAGUUAUAUAUAUCUAAAAUAGGUCUUAAUGGGAUCCCCGGUUUGUGUACCUUUGACAAUCCAUACGAUCUCGGCAGAUAGGUUCCCACUGGUUUAGUCAUUUCAUAUAAACCCGAUGAGAUAGUCUGUUGGUCCCUGAGCUUCUUCAAAGAUCUGGUAAGCUCAUUCUCUAUCUUAUUAUUCAAAUCUUUCUAGUCAGUUAUUUUCUGAGACUUUAAUUUGUCAUUUAAGAUUGUACUCAUUUUUUUAAAUAUUAUCACUUUUAUUAAGAAGAACAACACCUGAACCUUUGUCAGGUUUUGUAAUCAAUAACGUCUCCUCCUUGAGAAGUAGGUUAAUAGCUUCCUUGUGCUUCUUCGUAAGAAUGCUUUUGUAACUGAAUUUAUUGUUCUUAUAUUGGUAACAGCAGUCUACAAAUGUUGAUUUAAAAUGUUCUAAUUGCUGAUCAGACUUCACAACUAAAUCACGUGUAUGACUAUAAAGAUUCUCGAAUUGUAUGUCUGUAUCGAUGUGGUUACAGUUUUUACGAGUAUUACAAAAUUUUAGACCUAGGGAUAAUACCUCUAGUUUUUUUAAAUCUAGUUCGACACUUGAGAAACUAUGUACAUACCUUUUAAAGUCAGUUGGAAAUUUGCUUUCGGCUGUUUUGAUUUUCCAGUCCUUUCAGUAACUGGAUGAGUUUCUUCCCUGAUCUCUGAUCUAUAAGACUCGUAACAUAGUUCAUAAAAGGUAUUUUCAAAUCAUCAGUUAAGUCAUCUACUGCAUACUUUCUGCGAAAAACGUUCAUCUUUAUCUCGUUUAUGUCUAAAUGCAAGGCGUUAAUCUGGUUUAGGGCGUGGCGUUUGAGUGUUUAGUGAUUACUUGAGAACUGUUCAGGUAAAAUCGCAAUAUUCCCCAUCUAGUGGUCACUGAAUGAUAGUAAAUAAUUAUAAGGUUAGUCAUUUCCAGUUAGUAGGUAUCCCUGCUUGAUUAUAGAUUUUGCGCUAAAUGAUAUCAACCAGUUAGAAGCAUCUGAAAUUGCAAGGGAAUUGACACUGGCUUAUAAUAUGAGAUUCGAGUAUCCAGCGACAGUUGAAGGCUUCACUCCUUAUGAGUGGCAUUUCAAAGGGCCUUAACCAAUCACUCCAAGUUCCAAAAAGCCACCAUAAGUUAUUCGAAUAUCAAGAUAGACGUAUUUGUAGGCAGAGUCGUCGGAUAAACUGUCCCACUUGUUAUAGUUGGACGAUUCAUGUCGGAUGUUAAUCUUCACAUUCAUUAGCCGAAUGUCAAGUUGCCUAAACACUAAACAAUUUCACUUGCAUAAUCCUAAUACAGUAUUUUCAAAUAUUCGGCCUAAUGAUAGUUCCUACUUAUUAGUAGUGAGUUGAUAACAUAUUCAGACGAAUAGUGAUAAGUGGGGAAAAAGCGACUGCUCCAUUCUUCCAGUACAUACAACUGGAUCUGAUAUAAUCAGCGCAUCAUGUGUUCUUACUUUUUCCUUAACUUUCGCCUGGACUUGAACAUUCUACUUACGCAUUUUCAUCACACAUAUAUCAAUAGUCAAGAUAAAUGUGUGAUUAGUACAUGGUGUAUUUCUAUUUGGGUUAAGGUAAUAUCCCUAACCAUUAAAGCUGAGCAACACUAUAUACACUUUACAAUCGUGUCAUUGCUUUUUUAAAAAAACAACCCAAUCUUAUAUUCAUGAAUGCACACCUCUCCUUAUCCCACGGAUAUCACUCUCCAGUGGUUCGUGUGUGACCGACCUCAAGUAGUUGCCCCUUGGGCAUUGUGGUCACGCUCCCAGGUCACUACGACCACUCCUAACGAAACUUCCUUUUCAGGUGCCUCCAGAAGUACCUUUCCACGGUGUGGGCAACCGAGAAGCGAUACCCACCCUCAUACCUCUAAUAGCACCCAAGAUUAAUGACUAGCUGUAAAAACUAAUGAACAGCAGGUUUUACUGCCAAAGAUUAGUACUGUUUUAUUCGAAUCUUGGUAGAAAGCUUCCAUCAACGUUACAAGGCAAAAACAUUUGGCUACUAAUUAGUGACAGGGAUAAAGACUGUUACAUAC
Schistosoma haematobium is the source of this 9679-nucleotide messenger RNA. RefSeq names its product Ethanolamine kinase. Gene Ontology annotation, biological process: phosphatidylethanolamine biosynthetic process; phosphatidylcholine biosynthetic process. The record is from RefSeq and is a predicted model, not a curated record. Gene Ontology annotation, molecular function: choline kinase activity; ethanolamine kinase activity. The transcript is spliced from 7 exons. Lineage: Eukaryota; Metazoa; Platyhelminthes; Trematoda; Strigeidida; Schistosomatidae. Gene Ontology annotation, cellular component: cytoplasm. The coding region runs from base 164 to 1267 and encodes 367 amino acids.